AUGGCCGGAGCUUACGAUCCAAGAUUACCGGAAGUACCUGAAUGGCUCAACAAAGGAGACAACGCAUGGCAACUUACAGCAGCGACUCUGGUUGGUCUACAAAGCAUGCCAGGUCUUGUUAUCCUCUACGCUUCCAUCGUCAAGAAGAAAUGGGCUGUGAAUUCAGCUUUCAUGGCUCUUUACGCCUUCGCCGCCGUUCUUCUCUGUUGGGUUCUCCUCUGUUACAAAAUGGCUUUCGGAGAUGAGCUUUUGCCUUUCUGGGGUAAAGGCGGUCCAGCUUUUGACCAAGGAUACCUAAAGAGCAGAGCAAAGAUCCCAAAAAGUAAAACCAUGGCGCCGUUGUUUCCGAUGGCGACGUUGGUUUAUUUUCAGUUUACGUUCGCGGCGAUAACGACGAUAUUAGUGGCGGGAUCGGUGUUGGGGAGGAUGAAUAUCAAAGCUUGGAUGGCGUUUGUGCCGUUGUGGUUGAUCUUUAGCUACACAGUUGGAGCUUAUAGUCUUUGGGGAGGUGGGUUUUUGUAUCAAUGGGGUGUUAUUGAUUACUCCGGUGGUUAUGUUAUUCAUCUCUCCUCCGGUGUUGCCGGCUUCGUCGCCGCUUAUUGGGUAGGACCUAGGCCUAAGGCUGACAGAGAGAGAUUCCCACCGAACAAUGUUCUUCUAAUGCUCGCUGGAGCUGGCCUUCUAUGGAUGGGAUGGUCAGGUUUUAACGGUGGUGCUCCUUACGCCGCUAACUUAACCUCCUCGAUCGCUGUGCUCAACACCAAUCUUUCUGCCGCGACAAGCCUCCUUGUAUGGACCACACUUGAUGUUAUCUUCUUUGGUAAACCUUCUGUCAUCGGAGCCAUUCAAGGCAUGGUUACUGGCCUAGCCGGCGUCACUCCCGGAGCAGGGUUGAUGCAAACAUGGGCAGCUAUAAUAGUUGGAAUAGUCUCAGGAACAGCUCCAUGGGCCUCUAUGAUGAUCCUUCACAAGAAAUCCGCUCUCCUACAAAAGGUUGAUGAUACAUUAGCGGUGUUUUACACACACGCUGUGGCCGGUUUACUAGGUGGAAUAAUGACAGGCUUGUUUGCACAUCCUGAUCUCUGCGAAUUGAUACUUCCUGAGCCAAAGACGAGAGGAGCUUUCUACGGCGGCAAUGGCGGCAAACAGCUUUUGAAACAGUUAGCCGGAGCUGCCUUCAUUGCUGUCUGGAACUUAGUGUCGACGACAAUCAUACUACUCGCUAUCAGGAUGUUCAUACCAUUGAGAAUGGCUGAAGAAGAGCUUGGUAUUGGAGACGACGCUGCUCAUGGGGAAGAAGCUUAUGCUCUUUGGGGAGAUGGAGAGAAGUUUGAUGCUACAAGACAUGUCCAACAGUUUGAGAGAGACCAAGAGGCUGCUCAUCCUUCUUAUGUUCAUGGCGCUAGAGGUGUCACCAUUGUUCUAUAAUUUUUCUUAUUAUUUUUGUCAUUUUUUUCUGUGUAUUAUUUUCCUUAUGACUUAGAGAUGUGUAUGAGUGAUGUUUUUGUAUAGGUGGUGAAACUUCAUUUGUCAAUUUUUUUCCGGAUGUAUUUGCAGUUAACAACCAUUUGUGAUUUUGUGACCUAUUCUCUUAGUGCCAAAGGCCCCAAAACCUAGUUUUUGAAA
This is a messenger RNA of Camelina sativa (false flax), 1626 nucleotides long. RefSeq names its product ammonium transporter 2. Gene Ontology annotation, molecular function: ammonium channel activity. Lineage: Eukaryota; Viridiplantae; Streptophyta; Magnoliopsida; Brassicales; Brassicaceae. Gene Ontology annotation, cellular component: plasma membrane. The record is from RefSeq and is a predicted model, not a curated record. Gene Ontology annotation, biological process: ammonium transmembrane transport.